CAAGUAGUGAAAAGAUGGUGCUUUGAUAGUUGAGACAUUCGUUCCGUGGUCGUUCCUAGCCGACAAACCGUGGUUGCCAGCCAUAUUGUUUUACCGCAGUGUUUGUUUUGGUGCAGCCUAGUCAGAAUACGAAGAAAUCCGAGGGGAUCGACUCGAAGGAAGAUAGAAGAAUUAGAGUGCAGUUAAAGAAACUACUUAGGCAGUGCGCGUAUACGGUGGUUUUGCUGUAUUUUUCGGCAUAAUCAUCGUAGCUCGCGGGCUAAGCCCAUAAUCUAAGUGUCAGUUGUGAAUAAAACGGUAAAAGAGAGAAAUGGCCUGCGCCACUCUAAAGAGAUCUUUGGAGUUCGACCCGGUACAUAGUCAUGGUCGUCCUAGUAAACGAAGAAGAUGUGUACCAAUGUGUGUCUCCCCCGGUACAUCAACUCAAGCUAAUUCCAGGCCACAGAAUCCUUCGCCUUUUGGCGAAGUAACCCAUAAACUGACGCCUGAAAAGAUGGCUGCUAAUAUAAGAGAAGAAAUUCGGAGAUUGCAUCGACGCAAACAAUUGCAUUUUAGUCCUCAAAAUAAUAGUGGUGAUUCUUCAGAUAUGGAAGGUCCUGCCAGUCCUUCAAGUCCAUCUGCUUGUGGUUCAAAUUCAUGUAGUUAUAAUCCUAGUGGAAAGGAAAAACCUUUAUUUACAUUUAGACAGGUGGGUUUGAUUUGUGAACGAAUGCUUAAAGAACAAGAGACACAGAUUCGAGAAGAAUAUGAUCAGAUUUUAAACAUGAAGCUCUCUGAGCAAUAUGAUGCUUUUGUUAAAUUUACCUAUGACCAGAUACAAAAGAGAUUUGAAUCUGCAGCUGCGCCAAGUUAUCUAUCCUAAAACAAGAUUCUUAUUUAUAAGGACAUGUUUCUGUGAAGAAUAUAGAUUUCUACUGUGUGAGACAAAUUUUGCUUGAAAUUUAAAUUGUGGUAUGCAGCACCACUUCGUUCAAAAACUUCUUUAAAAAAUUCAUACUACGACUUACAUUGAAAAAAAUGUGUUUGGUAAAAACAAAAAAAAGCAUAAAAAAGAAAAAAAAUUAGUCAUGUAAGUUUAGUAGGUUUGCAGCAAACAGCAAUCGUACUACAAAAAUCUACAGUGUAUACUAUUGAAACUAACAAUAUUUGUACUGGCCGAUAUUAGAAAUGCGCUGGUAUCAGGGAACUGUACCGAGAUUCUAGUUAUGUACAAACAAGUACAUGUAGGAGUUAUACACAGUGCAUGAUUAUGCUUGAAGCCAAGAGCUUGACUUGCACAGGGUUCUGUAAUAUCACAUAAUUGAUUAAAAAUAGAUAAAUGUUCAUUUCUUGUACAUUUUACCAGAAAAUGUAAAGAAAUGAUAAUAAUACAAAUAAUUCCUUAUUAAUUUAAUGAUACAUGUAUUAGAUAUUGCUCAAUCAUAUGCGAAUACUCUCGUAUUGCAAACGUAAAACAAUGUACAUUGAAAUAUUUGGCAAAAAGUACUGUGCAUAUGAAGAGAAAUUAUAAACCAUGGGGAAAGUUGUUUUCACGUUGAACUUUAAUGUAUUUUAUUAUUGUUUCAAACUAGAUAGUUUCAAAUUUAUAAUAUACAUUACGUAUUUAGAAAAUUUUAUUUUAAUGAUUGCAAUAUGAAAUAUUUUUUUGAUAUGUGUGCUUUAUUGCAUGUGUAAAUUUUCAAUGUAAGCAACAUUCCCCCUAAAAUGGAUGUGUUCGAACUUAAAUAACGUACAUAACUUAUAGAACUAAAUUAUCAAUAUUUUAAAUAGAUAUCAAGAAUCAAUUUUAUUUCUUUCUAAAAUCAAAAAAUAUUUGAAAUCUCAAAAAAAAAAAAAAAUCCUGAAAACAAUCUUGAACGAAUUAUUAAUUUAUUGUGAUUAAAUUUUGUUGAGUUUUUAUUAUGUAUUAAUCUUCUAUUUUAGUAAAAAUUUUCUCGUUAAAAUUACAAAUAUAAAAAUUUGUAAAGAAUUCAAGAUAAGGUAUAGUAUGUAGCAUUGUACGAAUAUAUUGUCAAAAUGAAUAUUUGAAAUAAAGAUUUCAUAAAAUUUCGCAAAUAUUUCUGUUCCCUGGUAGCAACGACUUUCUUUAGCAUAAUAAAACACUAAGUAACGAAUAUAUAAUAUACCUUAAUUGUGCCUAUUAUUAAAUGUGUUUAUCGCGAUAAUUCUACUAUAUUUCUAUUGUUACCGAUUUUUAAAUUUUUAGUUUAUAAUCGCUCAUUUUUUAUAUUAUAUCUUGUUUUCUUGCUUUUUUGUAUUUAAAAGAAAUUCAAAUAUAUAAGAAAGCAAUAUGAAUGAAGCUUUCUUAGUUACUGCAUGCAUUUUUUUUCUUUUUGUUGUAGCAUGAAAUUCACUUAUAUUAAAAAAAAAAGCAUUAGGCACCAAGAAAUAUUUAUUUAAAAGAAUUUCAGAGAGCAUGUUACAAUUUAUUUUUAUUUGUUUAAUGAAAUAUUUCAUUUUCUCAUUUAUAAAAUUAAAUAUUAAAAAAAGGGCAUUAUGAAUUGCCUUGUUCAUUCCCAAAAAGAAGAUGUCUUUCAGUUACCAGAAAAAUUUGGGAACACAAUAUUAGUGUUCAUACAAUAAUAUACAUGAUAUAUCAAGUGUUUACUGAUUGCUGAAUGUGAAAAAAAAAGAAUAUAAAUGGUUCUAAUUGUCAACAACAAGUAAUAUCUACUUGAGAAAAUUAUUGUUUAUCAUUAUGAAAAAUUUUGUGAAAAUAUAUAAUGAUGUGAUUCCUUAUGGAUUUAGGGGAUUUAAUUUCAAUUAAAAUACCUUCAUAUUAUAUUAUGUAAGCACUUAAUAUUGAAAUAAAUAUAAAUAUAAGACUG
Apis laboriosa (Himalayan honeybee) is the source of this 2828-nucleotide messenger RNA. It is a transcript of the gene akirin, whose product is annotated as akirin-2. Gene Ontology annotation, cellular component: nucleus; chromatin. The coding region runs from base 311 to 862 and encodes 183 amino acids. Gene Ontology annotation, molecular function: transcription coregulator activity. The transcript has 5 exons. NCBI's taxonomy places the organism in Eukaryota, Metazoa, Arthropoda, Insecta, Hymenoptera, Apidae. Gene Ontology annotation, biological process: positive regulation of transcription by RNA polymerase II; positive regulation of innate immune response. The record is from RefSeq and is a predicted model, not a curated record.